AUGAAAGAUUUGAAGGAAGUUGGAGGAGAGAUGGGUAAAAUCCAUUAUUCGUGUCAACCAGAGAACAGUACUAAAUCAUGCAAAGCUCGAGGAUCAGACUUGCGUGUACACUUCAAGAACACGCACGAAACGGCACAAGCAAUUAAGCAUAUGCCUUUGAAACGUGCGAUUAGAUUCCUCGAGAAUGUCAAGGAGAAAAAGGAAAUAGUUCCUUUCCGCAAGUUCAAUCACUGUUGUGGACGGAAGGCACAAGCCAAGGCAUGGGGACAUACUCAAGGACGUUGGCCUGUGAAAUCAGCUGAAUUCCUGAUUCAACUGCUCAGGAAUGCGGAGAGUAAUGCGGAAUAUAAGGGACUCGAUACAGAUCACCUCGUUGUAGAGCAUAUACAAGUGCAAAGGGCUGCGAAGAUGCGUAGACGAACUUACAGAGCUCAUGGAAGAAUCAAUCCAUAUAUGUCGUCUCCAUGCCAUAUCGAAGUGAUUCUAUCCGAAAAAGAAGAAGUUGUCGCGAAGCCCACUGAAACUGCUGGUAAAGUCAAGAAGGAAUCCAAGAAGAAACAACGCCGUAUCUUAGCACGCGGAGAAUAUUGA
Anisakis simplex (herring worm) is the source of this 591-nucleotide messenger RNA. NCBI's taxonomy places the organism in Eukaryota, Metazoa, Nematoda, Chromadorea, Rhabditida, Anisakidae. The record is from the annotation of a GenBank genome assembly.